CAUGUCAAAUUGGAAGUAGUAGAUGAAGUCGAGGAACAAGAAGUUGACAUGGUACAUGCAGAUUUUGGGUUCUUUGACCCCAAGCUGGGGGAUUUCAGUGGGGUGAAGCUCCUUCUUCACAAUUACCUCGACAACAAGCCAUGGGACCUCAGUGGUUUUGUGGAUUUGAUCUUGGAGCAGACGACUGAUGGUACAGUUGUCAAAUUGGAUGAGCAAGAUGAAGUAGGACAUACAGACGACGAUGAUGAUGAUGAUGCAGGACCUUUUGGUGUUAUCACUGCUCUUAAUCUGCAAAGAUACCAGGAUCACAGAUGCAUUAAGGAACUCCCAGAGUUCUUGCUUGAAGCAUGUACUGAGGAAACCACAAAGAAAAAGCUGAAGACAUAUUUGGAACGACAAGCAGGUGAUGUGGGCCUUUUAGUUUCUCAACGCUUUGUCAACUGCCCCUACCAGUUAGUGCCUCCAUUGUAUGAUGCAUUGUUUGAUGAGAUAUCAUGGGCAACUGAAGAUGAGCCAAUGCAGGAGCUUAGGGACUCCUUCUGUUUCAAGUAUUAUGUGUUGGUUACUAGAAUUUUUGAGAGCAAAACCAUCAACCAAAGCAAGGCAAACUUGAAGGGUGAUGAUGAUUUUAGCGACUCUAUAAUAUAUACCAAGCCAGAGGAUGAGAUUUUUCGAGAGAUACAAAAAGUUUGUUCUAUACUACAGAUGAAGAACUACAAGGAGAAGGGGCUGGCCAUGGUUAUAGAUGCUAGCGAAGUUUCUAAGAUUCGAGAGAAGUUGAACUGUUUACUGACUGAAUGUUGACACUCGCAAGAACUAGGCCCACAUCAAAAUCUGUCCAACUAUUUAUAAUUUUCCUUAAGCAGGUAAACCAAUUUGCAGUUUAUCCAGCCUAGCAUGGCAAAUCAGUUGAAGAUUUUUGUGGCCCUGGUCAACAUCGCACUCCUUUUCUGACAUUUAUCCAUGCAGCAGUGAUGGGCUUUUUAAUCUGUUUCUUUCAGAUUGACAGUUUUUUUCUUAAUUUUCAAAAACAAAAUUGUAAUGUUUAUCUGUUCCAGAUCAGAAGUUUUUUUUCCCAUUAUCCAUUUCUUGUUUACCUUUGCAAAAUGGAUUUUGUACCUGUCUUGUGAUAGUAGGGGAUU
Zingiber officinale is the source of this 1142-nucleotide messenger RNA. RefSeq names its product protein BCCIP homolog. The record is from RefSeq and is a predicted model, not a curated record. Lineage: Eukaryota; Viridiplantae; Streptophyta; Magnoliopsida; Zingiberales; Zingiberaceae. Gene Ontology annotation, cellular component: nucleus. The transcript has 6 exons. The annotation marks the transcript as partial.